Molecule: messenger RNA, 1881 nt
Organism: Acanthochromis polyacanthus (spiny chromis)
Lineage: Eukaryota; Metazoa; Chordata; Actinopteri; Pomacentridae
Product: zinc finger protein OZF-like
Exons: 2
Biological process (GO): regulation of transcription by RNA polymerase II
Cellular component (GO): nucleus
Molecular function (GO): DNA-binding transcription factor activity, RNA polymerase II-specific; RNA polymerase II transcription regulatory region sequence-specific DNA binding
Source: RefSeq, a predicted model, not a curated record
UGUGAUCAGUGUGGAAAGGCUUUUAUUCAGAAGAGUACUCUAACAAGCCAUCAGCUCAUUCACAGUGGAGUUAAACCAUUCAACUGUGAUCAGUGUGGAAAGGCUUUUACUAAGAAGAGUAACUUAAAAAUCCAUCAAGUCAUUCACAGUGGAGUUAAACCAUUCAACUGUGAUCAGUGUGGAAAGGCUUUUACUCACAAGAGUAAUCUAGCAAAACAUCAAGUCAUUCACAGUGGAGUUAAACCAUUCAGCUGUGAUCAGUGUGGAAAGGCUUUUAUUCAGAAGAGUGAUCUAGCAAAACAUCAACUCAUUCACAGUGGAGUUAAACCAUUCAGCUGUGAUCAGUGUGGAAAGGCUUUUACUACCAAGAUAAUGUUAAGAGAUCAUCAACUCAUUCACAGUGGAGUUAAACCAUUCAGCUGUGAUCAGUGUGGAAAGGCUUUUACUACCAAGAGAACGUUAAGAGGUCAUCAACUCAUUCACAGUGGAGUUAAACCAUUCAGCUGUGAUCAGUGUGGAAAGGCUUUUAUUCAGAAGAGUGAUCUAGCAAAACAUCAGCUCAUUCACAGUGGAGUUAAACCAUUCAGCUGUGAUCAGUGUGUGAAAACCUUUACUCAGCAUGAACAGUUGUUGAUCCAUCAUUGCCCCCAUUCUGGUAGAAAGCGGUACCACUGUGACUCCUGUGAAAAAACUUUCAGCUCCCAACAGAGCUUAAAAUAUCACCAACGCAUCCACACUGGACAUGAUGUGUACGUAUGUGAUCACUGUGGUGAACCAUUUGUACGGUACUCACAGUUAAAAGCUCAUGAAGUGACCCACACUGGGGUUAAACCAUACAUUUGUGACCAGUGUGGGAAACGCUACAGCUACAUUGCAUACCUCAAAGUUCACCAACGUGUCCACACUGGGGAGAGACCAUACAGAUGUGACAAGUGUAAGAAGACUUUUACAACUUUGGGUUCCCUGAAACAACACCAGCAGAUCCACACCAGAAAGAAAGCAUUCAAUCAGUGUCACAGUGAGCAGAACGGAACAGAUGGACAAAACCCUCAGACUUGUCAGCAGUCUGCCAAUGGUGAACAGUGCUGCUUUGACCAGUCUGGACCAACGUCCAACCAACAAGGAACCCUACAACGACACCAGUGUAUGCACACUGGACACAGACUGAACCCCUGCCAAGAAGAUUUGUCCAUGCAGGGUUCAGUAAAAGUUCAUGAAGUCCUCCACAAACUUAAAGUCCUUGAGAUCCGGCUUCACAGAAUUCAGGUCUAAUUUCUUGUUUAGUGUCUUUGUUGCAAAAUCCAUUAAGAGGAAAGCUGUCGUUAACAGACGUGACUGGUAAAUUAAUGAAACCAUUCAAAGUGGUUACUCAGUUAAAUGAAUUAUCAGUGGUGGAGGGAUAGACGACUGGAUGGAGGCAGUGAGAAGCAGGGUGAAUUUCCUGGAUUACUAGCUUAAUCGUUCCUCAGAUCCCUCUGGGCUGCAGGAACCUGUUGGAUGCAUAGCUGGUUCAGUGAUUCUCUGAUGAUUAAUCCUAAUUAAUUUAGGAGAUUACUGGCCUUAGGAUUCAUAUCUAUCUAUCGAUCUAUCUCUCGAUCUCUCUCUAUCUCUCUCUCAGGACAUUGAUGAAGAAUCUCUAAUAUUGAACAAGUAGAUCAGAUAAUCUCUGAUUAUGUGUGAGUUGAAAUAUAAAAACGUGAAGUGUUCUAUGAAAAGUCCAAUGUUUGAAAGCUGACAUGUAGUUUAGAAUCAUUUCGUUGUAAAUUAGCUGCAUCCAGUCAUUACCAUGACAUAGGCAUCAUGGAACCAUGACCACAUAUAUGUGUCUGGAGAUAGUGGCAUUUUUAUAACGGCACAUUUUCAUGCUUUGGCAGAUACAGU